Monopterus albus (swamp eel) is the source of this 8248-nucleotide messenger RNA. It is a transcript of the gene rc3h2, whose product is annotated as ring finger and CCCH-type domains 2. Gene Ontology annotation, biological process: nuclear-transcribed mRNA catabolic process, deadenylation-dependent decay; ubiquitin-dependent protein catabolic process; protein polyubiquitination. The transcript is spliced from 21 exons. NCBI's taxonomy places the organism in Eukaryota, Metazoa, Chordata, Actinopteri, Synbranchiformes, Synbranchidae. The coding region runs from base 487 to 3945 and encodes 1152 amino acids. The record is from RefSeq and is a predicted model, not a curated record. Gene Ontology annotation, molecular function: ubiquitin protein ligase activity; mRNA binding; double-stranded RNA binding. Gene Ontology annotation, cellular component: cytoplasmic stress granule.
UGAACUGUCGGAGUGUUAACAAAUCCGCCUCUUGGGCAGACUAUGUAUGAUGCGUAGCUGAGCAGCAGCUCUCUGCCGACGCAGUUCAGGCACCAUCACUGGCGGAGCGAUACUACUAUCUCCUCUCUCAGCCGCGGUUUGUCAAGCUUAGGGUGUGUGGCUCACUGUACCUGAGCAAACGUGUCCGUCACGUACUUUUGGAGAGGGAGGAGACGAUCUAAAGUGGACUAGAGGACCUGUCGCUAAUGCCCUGACAUGCAGUGCCAUACGGCUCUCGCAACAAGAAGUACCUCUCUGGGCUGGCUGCUUUGGCUGUUUUGCAAUUGAUGACAUUUUUUAUGGAUGUAAAUGAAUAUGUUUAUUCUAGUGCUCUGGUUUCGUGCGUGAGGCAGCCUCGGCACUGGCGAGCAGGAGCUGUUGUUGGGGCUCAUUGACAUGCAUUGACCCUGAGCUCGGUGAAACCUCCCUCAGCGGUGUGGUGGCAGGAUGCCAGUGCAGGCAGCCCAGUGGACAGAGUUCCUGUCCUGUCCCAUCUGCUACAAUGAGUUUGACAGCAGCGGCCACCAGCCCAUCAGCCUGGGCUGCUCUCACACAGUGUGUAAGACCUGCCUACACAAGCUGCACCGCAAAGCCUGCCCCUUUGAUCAGACACCAAUUAGCACCGAUAUCGACCUGCUGCCAGUCAACUGCGCCCUGCUGCAGCUGGUUGGAGCUCAGGUCCCAGAUGUGCAGCCAGUGAGCCUGAGCAGUGCAGCAGAGGUUGAGCAGUAUGAGGUUUGCAAGGAGUGUGUGGAAGAGCUGGCUCUCUACCUAAAACCUAUCAGCGGAGCAAAAGGUGUGGCCACCCUGAGUCCGAGUGUGCUCAGCCGGCCUAUGCAGAGGAAGCUGGUGACCUUGGUGAAUUGCCAGCUGGUGGAGGAGGAGGGCCGCGUGCGAGCGGUGCGGGCAGGCCGGUCGCUGGGAGAACGGACGGUAACGGAGCUCAUCCUGCAGCACCAGAACCCCCAGCAACUCUCUGCCAACCUGUGGGCAGCGGUGAGGGCACGGGGCUGCCAGUUCCUGGGACCUGCUAUGCAAGAAGAUGCACUGAAGCUGGUUUUACUGGCUCUGGAGGAUGGCUCAGCUCUGUCCAGGAAGGUGUUGGUUUUGUUUGUAGUCCAGAAGCUCGAGGCUCGGUUCCCCCAGGCUUCCAAAACCAGCAUAGGCCAUGUGGUGCAGUUGCUCUACAGGGCCUCCUGCUUUAAGGUGACUAAGCGUGAUGAGGACUCCUCGCUGAUGCAGCUGAAGGAAGAGUUUCGUACAUACGAGUCUCUCAGGAGAGAACACGAUGCCCAGAUUGUCCACAUUGCCAUGGAGGCAGGCCUACGUAUCUCACCUGAGCAGUGGUCGUCCCUGCUGUACGGAGACCUUGUCCACAAGUCACAUAUGCAGUCCAUCAUUGACAAGUUGCAGUCUCCAGAGUCGUUUGCAAAGAGUGUUCAGGAGCUGACAAUCGUUCUGCAGAGAACAGGAGACCCUGCCAACCUCACCAGCCUUAGACAGCACCUAGAGCUACUAGCCAACAUAGACCACAAUCCUGAUGCCCUGGCGCCGUCAUGGGAGGAGCUGGAACAUGUGAUGCUGGCUGUGAAGCUGGUGGUUCAUGGACUGGUGGAAUUUAUACAGAACUUCAGCAAGAAGAGCCACGACAUUCCACAGCCUCAGGCCAACAACAAGUAUAAGACCAGCAUGUGCCGAGACCUUCGUCAGCAGGGAGGCUGCCCCCGAGGAACCAACUGUACAUUCGCACACACACAGGAUGAGCUUGAGAAAUUUAGACUGAGGAACAAGAAGAGCAGCACUGUGGGCCGUGCGUUCCCUUUAGCACCAGGGGUUAUGGGUAAAACCUUCACCAUGGAGGGCAGCAUCCACACAGAUGGAUCUGCAGGUCUGGGGCUUAAAGGAGCAGGGGAGAGCACAGCCACCCUGGCAGAGGGUGUUCCUGGGCUGAGUCACACCCAGCUUAUCUCCAGAGGGGCUGACAUGAUGGAGGAAAUGAAGAGAGUGGUCCCAAAUGGAUCCAGUGGGGCUAACGGGUCCAGUGGACUAUCUGGCACCAGCAGAACCACAUCAGGGUCUACAGAACAGAAAACCAUUUCUCCUCCCAGGACUCCAGUCAGUCAUUCCUCAGCAUCAUCUCCCCUGACCGCAGUUGGGCGAAGUGAUGGUGGUGCUCAUAUACCCAAACAUGGACCGUUCAUGCUGCACGCACCGCAUCCUUCUCAGGCAUCAGAGCUUUACUAUCAGGAGGCCCACUCUGCUUAUGACGCAGCCCAUUAUCAACCAACCUGUUCCUACUACCCAUCUACUCUUCACACUCCUCACAAACCCUGCAUGGCUCGCUUCCUCCGAUCGUCUGACGUCCCAAAAUCCUCUCUGCCACCUUCCAUUGGCCCUACACUAUCCACUUACCCCAGUGAUCCUCAGUUGCCACACCCGCCUUCCUCCUCUCCCUCGGGGUACCCACCACACCCGCCUAGAGAUCGGAUGGGUCCUCCCACCUUCCAUCCUCACCCGGGGCAGCCUCAAUAUGGCUCUCUGACACCGGCUCAUGGGGUUUACGCUCCUCUCUAUGACAGCAGGAGAGUAUGGAGGCCUCAGCUGUACCACAGAGAGGAUGCCAGGAGUAAUUCAUUGCCUCCCGAAGUGCUGCAUUCCUCUGUCUACCAGCCUCCACUCAGGGAGAGAUUCAACUCUCUAGAUAGCAACUACUGCUCUGGAGCUGAACACCGUGCAGGGCUGCACAGGGAUUAUGGCCGUGUUCCUCUGGGCUACGAGGAUCUUUAUAGAAGGAAGCCGGAACAGUGGGCUCAUCACCACCACCAUCACACCACCAACAGGCCCUCCCAGUCUUCACCCAUUUUCACUAUCGAUUUUGGAACUGAGGUAGAAAAGUUGCAGUGGGGCUGGAGCCUAUCCCCAGCUCAUACUGGCAGUGAGGAAAGUUUAGCACACUAUUCUCCGUGGUCCUGUGGUAGCAUCGGCCCCUGCCUCAGCCCCUUUGAGCCUGAAACGCUCACCCACACUUCAGCUCACCCCUGCUCAGAACACUCGGAGUUGGACAGUAACGGAGGUAGAGGCGCCGGCAUCAGCAGUGCUAGUGUCGGGAAGCGGUGGCUACAUUCACUGGAUCACUACCGGCGCUUGAAAGAUGAGGACCCAAUCAUUCCCUUUAGUGAGGGACCCAUUAUCUCCAAGUGGGGUGCCAUAUCCAGGGCAUCACGCACGGGCUACCACACCACAGACCCUGUCCAAGCCACCGCCUGCCAGAGCAGUGCCAGCACCACAGCUAUCAACUUUAAAGACUACAACCCCCACUUGGGUCACAGUGACUACAGGUGGAACUCCAGAGGAUCGGACUCUUCCAGCCACUCCAGUUUCCUAGAGAGUGAGCAGCUUUGUUCGACAGAGCUUCAUGGCCGUCGAACUUCGAUAAGCAGUGGAGAGCAAAAAGUUUCUGAUCUGCAAGCCCAUCAGAACGCCUACAGCCAGGAUCGGCAUCAGGCUGAGAGUGAACUCGAUCCGGACCGAGACAUUGAGCUUGAACUGUGCGCUCUGGACAUGGAGGACUCAGAACACCAGGAGAUCAAGUCUCAGUCUUUAGACAUGACUACCCCACAGUCUCAGGAUGUUUCCCACCUCCUCCCACCACCCUGCUCCUCUCCCCUCCUCCAAUCCCCUGUGGAAGAGCAACUCCAAACAGAUGCUCCUUCGCCAGAAAAGAUGGAUCCUCACCUUCUGAAAAAGAUGGCCUUCAGGAAGUCCCUGUCUCCCGGAGGGUUUGUCUCAGGAGGUCUGGGUGUCGGCAAACUGGUGCUGCGGACUGGACCUCCACUACCAGGGGACUCUUCCACCCGGGCUUGUCCUGAAACACCCGGGACAGAGAUGCUGCUCAAUGGAAGCUAAAGGGAAACAGGAUCAGACACUGACCUACGUAAAGCUAGAGUUGAGUCGCUCACCCAACACCAGAUCUUGGUUAAGGGGAAUACCAUUACAUUUCAGGCUUUAUAUACAUGAUAGUCAUAUGCCUAAAUAAAAACUUGACAGAUAUGGAACAGUCUGUGCUGCAAGGGGCACAAGAAAACACAUCGCCCUGUCUGCUAAGUGUCACCAGUGUCUAUCUCCACAGAGAAUUUUGUGAUAUCACUGUUUAUGCCUAGGAAGGUAUGUGACCAGUUUGCCCUUACAAAAGAUGCUGAUGUUUGUAGUUUAAAUCUUGGACACAUUUUGGAGAAAGGCUGGAAAUCCCAACGUGUCUUCACACAAUCGCUCUCUUUACCUGACAUUGUGCCGAUGAGGUUUACACAUCAUCCACUGUGUUCUCACUGAACACGGCUGACAAAGCUGCAUCGUGUGUCAGACAGCAAAAGUCCAUAGGUGACAAUAUGAUAAGUGAAUUUAUGUCAGUCAUCCCACUUUUUCAUUUUUUUAAACUUGACUUUUCCUCUGCUUAAUCUUAAUUUUUCCCCAUAUGUAGCUUUGAUUAACAGCAACAACUGACAUGUUUAGUGUAAGUAAAUACAAAUUAUUUACCAUAGUAACCCACCCAUUUAUUUAUAAUGAAUUUAAGUUUACUGCUUAUAAUUUCUCUAGCUUGUGCCUUGGAAAAAUUAUUUCAUCUAAGGCUGGUGCUGGUUUAUAGUCAAACUCCACACAGCUUUCCAAAUGACACAUUAAACAAAACAGUGGCAUUAUUUACCCCCUUUUGAAAUUGUGUCACCUUAUGGAUAUCUGACAAUUAUUUGUCACGUCUUUCUAUCUCUUUACAUGUUAUGGCAUGUUUCUCUAAGCAGUCUUACAUUGCAGUGACUUCAAACAGCUCCAUGCUGCUGGUUUAGUUUAUGGCUUUUGCUGUGUUGCUGCAUUUAAUAACUGUUUCCUGAAAAAUAAAGAGAUAGAUUGCUCAACCCUCUGGCAAAAUAUAAAACUACAGAAAACAAAGGUUUUUGCUGUGCUGAUAGUGAAACCACCCUCUGUCUUUUAUGGAUCAUAUGAUCUUUUAAAUGUUGACCUCUGAAUUCUCUCGACUGUCAUGAGAUUACAGAACACAAUUAACCGAAUUUGUAAAUGAUUAUUGAUCACUGGAGGUCAUAGGUGUGUGUGUGUGUGUGUGUUCUACUGUUUUUAUCUAUGACAUACUAUCUUGAACAUCUUUUCUUAGCUCUCAACUUAAGAAUACAAAGUAAUUCUUUCUUCGCACAAACCUUAUUCUGAGCUUAUUUGGCAGAUUCCUAUACAAGCUGCAUUAACUCACAGUACCGUAUGUCUUAAAAUCUGUUGUUCUAUUUCCGUGUGCCUGUACUUGGCAUUUAAUCGUGUCCACUGCAAGCUCUCUCCCUCACACGCAGUAGACACAAGUAUUCAGUACAGUGGCCUUUUGCUCCUUGGUAUUGUAUAAAACUGAGCACUGGGCUUACAGUGACUUUCGUCCAUGCUGACUGACAGACUCCUGACUUAUUGCAAUGGUUUUAGCUUAUGCAUCACAACAUGAUCUCAGAAAUUGGACACUGGAAACACAUUUUUGUAAGCCCAUGGCCUUUUCAGUGCUUUCCAGUCCUGUGACAUUUAUAUACUACAGUAUGUAAAAAACAUUCAGAGGUCAGACAUGAUGUUUCAAACUGAAGUCUACAAACGUGAGGGACACCGCUUCUUGUGUUUCUCCAUGCUACAUCUUUGUUUAUCUUUUUUAAAGUUUCGGUUGGUUUAUUUUAUUUUUUGCAUUGCUAACUUCUGUGAAGUUGUUUGUCUGGGAAUUUUGUAUCCGAUCUUUGUUACCCUUGUUUGAUUUGAUAUAUUUUAAUUCACAGUGGAUAUAAAACUGGUCGUCUUGUCUGGUUCUCUGUUUGCUGCCCAUCAGGUGUCGUCAGGUUAGCUGUAAUCCACCAAAGUCUAUUUGUUGUAGUUUUGUGCGGCAUGGAUGAUUUCCAUGCAGCCUAGCCUUGCCUCGUAACUAUUUAUAGAUGGGGCAUCUUGUCAUGAGAGACUUAAUGACUUUAAUAAAUAGCACAAAACUAAACCCCCAUCAUAGAUUUACAGGGUUUAAGGUCAUGAAGACUCCCCUGAGUUUGUUUACCCAUAUUCUAAAUCUUAUGAGAUUUGUGUAAAUGACAGGUCACUCUAAAAUUUCAUUGUACAGGUUACAAUGACAAUAAAGGAUUAUCUUAUCUUAUGAGGAGGGUUAAUUGAUGGUUCAAUUUCUUUAAUUAAUUUCCUCUCAACAGAUACCUUCACAAAAACUUCCUGAGAAGCAAGCAGCAAUGUCUUCCCCCUCAAGUUAUGUUUUAAAUACAAUUCUAGAGGAUGGCAGAAUGGCUACUUAUAUGAGGAGGGGUGUUUGAGUCACAAUUUUAAAUAUUGUUAACAGGAAUGAGCAUUGAAAUGAUGGAUUGAUCUCUCUUAUCUUCCACCCAACUUUUGAGAGAAGUGAAUAUAGAAAGUGCACAACUGCACUGAAGUGUGACCUGAUGUAAUGAUACGCUUUUGACAGGGUUUUGUGGGUUUAAUGUAAAAGGUUGAUAGGGAUUUAGCUGCUCCCUGCUAUCACUCAGUGUCUGUUUACAACUUCAGUUUUGAAGUCAUGUAUGUUAAGUGCCAUGUUGUACACAGAACAAUAGAAUCAGUCCCUGCUAUUUUCCUACAGUGUUUCCUCAGCUGCCAAGUAUGUGAGGAAGGAAAUGCUCACUCAAGCUGCGAAAUAAGACCCCUCUCUUGUAGUUCUGCUUUGUUCCAUUAGAGGAGGCCAGAUCCUUGACUGAAUGCUCAGGGAAGACUUGAGUUCCUCAGCUAUUUUAUUUUGUUUUAUAGUCAUCACUUUAAAUAUUCUGUGGACAUAUUAACCUGAAUUUCACUUGCUGAUAAGUGACCCUUGCACCCAUAGUAUAAAUGGGUUGAAGUGAUAUUGUUUGCCUGUGUUUACUUUGCCACUGUUUUCCUCUGCCUCUCAGUAUCAGUACUUGCUUUGCUGUGUUUGCUCUCAUGGGAAAGGGCUGGGCACUACUGUAUAUUAAAACAGUAUUGUGAGUAUUGACCUUAUGUCAGAGUGAUACUUCCUGUUUCCCUCAAAGUGUCAAUAGAGCACUGCUGUAGAGGCUAAAUGCACUGCACUAACUCCCAUCCCAUCAAUGCCAGCAGGUGCACCGCCAACGAGUGCCACCCCCUGCCCCCUUUCUAUCACCCCUGCCUCCUUCCUGCAUCCUGUGUCGUGCAUGCAAUAUAGUCCCUCUUGUGAUGGCGGAGGAGUAUUAAUAAUUCUGUAGUUGUGAUACAACACACCCAGCGCUGUAACAGUUCUGCACAUGCCCACUGUGUGGCCACGUCAAGUGCUGAAGAUUGCUUGCAGCAUUUUACUUGUUUGCUUAUGAAAAUGGAUUAUUGUUUAAUAGAGAUUAUAUUGUUAUUACUAUUAUUGUAAUGACCACAUUUGGUUGUUGUUGUGGUAUUUUUUCUUCUCAGUAUAGGCUAUUCUGUCUAUAUUAAGUCUGCUUCUUUGUUUUGAAUUUGAGAGUUGGCGAUAACUGGUGAAAUUUUUUAUUAGACAAGUCUCAUUAUUCUAUAUUAUAUGGGGGAAAAGCCUGUUUGUUGAUUGUGAAACAUAAAAUGAACUGAUGUUUUCUGACUAUUCAUGUCUGUAUUAGACAUUUUAUUUGCAAAUCUAUUGUUCGAUUGAAAUGUAAAUGAACUAUUAACAGAUGGUACACAUCCGUCAUUUUAUACAGCCUGGCACCAUCAUUAGAUGGACUUACAGUAUAGACACUCAUUUAUACAACCUGUGAUAAUCAGAUAUAUUUAAAUGUUGAAGUCAUUGGGGCAGUUGUGUAAUGUUUCAACAUGAGGAAAACAAAGUCCUUAAGAGACAGCAUAUCUAAAAUGGCCCCAUAAUGAAUAAUACUGUUACGUAUUUGAUUUAUUUCCUUGGAAAUAUCACAUUGUGAAAGGUUUCCCUUUUACUAUUCAUAUGGUAAUGCAGGAAUGGAGUAUGUCUAACCUGUGGUAAUAAUGAUUUAUGUGUUAUGAAUGACUUAUGAAACUGUUUGAGUAUUGUUAGACUCUUCUGUGCAUUUACUGACUUGUUCACCUGUGUUACAAUGACAGCCAGCCACAGUCACAGACAGCUUGGCCGAGCAGCAUGCUGCUUCUGUGUUGCACUGAGAGAUGGAAUUAUGAAAAGGAAUAUUUCAGCACAUGAAAUUGCAUGCCACAAUAAACCAAC